Messenger RNA from Populus trichocarpa (black cottonwood), 1350 nucleotides. RefSeq names its product protein-tyrosine-phosphatase IBR5. Lineage: Eukaryota; Viridiplantae; Streptophyta; Magnoliopsida; Malpighiales; Salicaceae. Gene Ontology annotation, biological process: negative regulation of MAP kinase activity; abscisic acid-activated signaling pathway; protein dephosphorylation. The record is from RefSeq and is a predicted model, not a curated record. Bases 202 to 789 code for a protein of 195 amino acids. Gene Ontology annotation, molecular function: protein tyrosine/serine/threonine phosphatase activity; MAP kinase phosphatase activity. The transcript has 5 exons. Gene Ontology annotation, cellular component: nucleus.
UCUCUCAUUUUCCAAUUUAAAACAAAUAGUUAACUCUCUCGCGCACACACGCAACGCAGUCUCAUUCUCAAUCACGCCCGCCCAGACCCGUACCAAAAACUCUUCUAUCGGUUCCAUUAAAUAAACACCUAUCAUCAUCAUCAUAAUCAUCAAUCCCAUCUCUUUUGGCGAUUUAAUAAAUAAUAUUACUUAUUGGAUUGGAUGAUGAUGAUGAGGAAGAGGGAGAGAGAAAACCCGUGCGGGGUAUGCGGUCACUACCACAAGUACGAAGAGGGUGAGGUUUGCGGGAUUUGCGGCCACCGUAUGCCUGAAUCCACCGCCGAUAAGUCUCCCUCUGUUCACCUCAGCGCCUUUCCUUCUCAGAUCCUCCCCGACUUCCUUUUCUUAGGCAGCUACGACAACGCCUCUCGAUCCGAGCUCCUCAAAACCCAAGGAAUUACUCGUGUGCUCAAUACAGUUCCUGCGUGUCAAAAUCUCUACAAGAAUUCAUUCACCUAUCACUGCCUCCAAGAUGACAAGAUCUUACAAUUUGACGAUGCCAUACAGUUUUUAGAGCAAUGUGAGAGGGACAAGGCUCGCGUUCUUGUCCAUUGCAUGUCAGGAAAAAAUAGGUCUCCAGCUAUUGUAAUGGCUUACUUGAUGAAGUCCAGAGGAUGGAGACUUGCUCAAUGUUACCAGUGGGUGAAAGAGCGGAGACCAUCCGUUGAUCUAACUCAAGGCAGCGCACAAAUUUUUUCUGGUCUUGAGACCUUGAUGUAUUGGACCAAUUGGCCUAUGCAUUUUAUCUGAGAUCCUUUUGUUUCCCAGGAGAGAAGUUACCCCAUGCCUGACUAUCACUUUUGUUUGUGGGUUUUAGCCGUGCACCAGCAGUUGCAUGAGUAUGAACAGAAGCUUUUCGGGUCAAAUGAUAAUAGCAACCCUGCCCUGCCAGUCUUCCUUCCUGUAGGUGCGCCAUCUUUUAGCUUUGGCUUCCCAAAGGCUAAUGAUCCAGUUCCUGUCCAAGCAUUCAUUGGUGUUGGUGCUCCCUCUAUUUUCACACGUCCUCUAGAAGUUCCUCCACAAGAGUUCCAGUUUGGAGCUGGUCAUCCCCAGAACAUAUCAGAAAGCUCCCUUGGCACCAAUUUGCCGAACCCGAAUGGUGGGGAUGUUUCAAUGGAUUCAUGAAUUUCAAUGCCCUCCCUGAUGAAUGAGCCUGCAAGUUUAGCAAUGACUAGAAGCUAAAUGAUCAUUAAGUGAGCUUGCAAUAGUGCAAGUUACAAAAGUUCAAACUGAAAACUAUACUUUUGGUUUGGAUUUGGCGUGUGCCUUGGUUUAUUCACAGUUUAUACAAGAGUGUUAAUUCCAAGAGUA